Messenger RNA from Juglans microcarpa x Juglans regia, 2596 nucleotides. Its product is annotated as glyoxysomal fatty acid beta-oxidation multifunctional protein MFP-a. Bases 207 to 2387 code for a protein of 726 amino acids. The record is from RefSeq and is a predicted model, not a curated record. Gene Ontology annotation, molecular function: (3S)-3-hydroxyacyl-CoA dehydrogenase (NAD+) activity; NAD+ binding. The transcript is spliced from 18 exons. Lineage: Eukaryota; Viridiplantae; Streptophyta; Magnoliopsida; Fagales; Juglandaceae. Gene Ontology annotation, cellular component: peroxisome. Gene Ontology annotation, biological process: fatty acid beta-oxidation.
CAUUUUUUUGUUCCAAGAUAGCCUUUCCUUGUUACUAACUCAUCCAAAACGUCACUAUCUACGGUUAUUCGCACACGCCAACUUCCUCUAUCGAGAAUUAAAAGCACGAACAAACCCAUCCACCUAAAAGCUACGAGUACGACUGACUUCAAUUAUUUGUGCCGAGUGCCACAGACUACAGAGAGAGAGAGAGAGAGAGACACGUAAUGGGUAGCGGUGCAAAGGGAAGAACGGUCAUCGAGGUGGGAGCCGAUGGGGUGGCUCUCAUAACCCUUAUCAACCCUCCUGUUAAUUCCCUCUCCCUUGAUGUGUUGCGCAGCUUAAAGGACUGUUAUGAGGAGGCCUUAAGAAGAGACGAUGUAAAGGCCAUCGUUGUUACCGGUGCAAAGGGCAAGUUUUCUGGUGGCUUUGAUAUUGCAGCUUUUGAAGGAUUUCGAAAUGGAUCGAUAGGGAGAGAAACGAAACCUGGCUAUAUAUCUAUAGAGAUUAUUACCGACACGGUAGAAGCUGCAAGAAAGCCUUCAGUUGCUGCCAUCGAUGGCCUUGCUUUAGGUGGAGGAUUAGAGGUUGCAAUGGCAUGCCAUGCUAGAAUAUCAACUCCCACUGCUCAAUUAGGGUUGCCUGAACUUCAGCUUGGAUUAAUUCCUGGAUUUGGAGGAACACAACGGCUUCCACGUCUUGUUGGUCUCUCAAAAGCACUUGAAAUGAUGCUGAUGUCAAAGCCAGUCAAAGGAGAGGAGGCCCAUAUGUUGGGCCUUGUGGAUGCAGUUGUUUCACGUGAUGAGUUGAUAAAUAUUGCACGUCAGUGGGCGCUGGAUAUCUUUCACCGUAGAAGACCAUGGGUUGCUAGUCUUUACAAGACCGACAAGAUAGAGCCCCUUGGAGAAGCGAGGGAAAUACUGAAGUUUGCAAGAGCUCAGGCCCUGAAGCAGGCUCCCAAUCUCAAACACCCAUUGGUUUGCAUUGAUGCCAUUGAAGAGGGUAUAGUUUCUGGUCCCCGGGCUGGACUCUGGAAGGAGGCUGAAGCUUUUCAAGCACUUCCACAUUCUGACACUUCCAAGAGUUUGGUGCAUAUCUUCUUUGCUCAACGUGGAACGUCAAAGGUACCGGGGAUUACUGAUAUUGGUUUAGUGCCAAGACGAGUUAAUAAGGUCGCUAUUCUUGGUGGAGGACUAAUGGGCUCUGGAAUAGCAACAGCUUUGAUUCUUAGUAAUUAUCCAGUCAUCCUUAAAGAAGUAAACGACAAGUUCUUGCAGGCUGGGAUUGGUAGAGUGAGAGCCAAUUUGCAAAGCCGAGUGAAGAAAGGGAAAAUGUCUCAAGAGAAGUUUGAGAAAACCAUCUCUCUUCUCAAAGGUGCCCUUGACUAUGAAAGCUUUAAAGAUGUGGACAUGGUGAUUGAGGCUGUGAUUGAGAAUGUUUCUUUAAAGCAGCAAAUUUUUGCUGAUCUUGAGAAGUAUUGCCCACCACAUUGCAUACUUGCCAGUAACACCUCCACAAUUGACUUGAACCUGAUUGGAGAAAAGACAAGAUCCCAAAAUCGGAUUGUGGGAGCUCAUUUCUUUAGUCCGGCUCAUGUCAUGCCACUUCUAGAAAUUGUUCGUACUAAGCAGACAUCUCCCCAAGUAAUUGUUGACUUGCUAGAUGUUGGUAAAAAAAUUAAGAAGACUCCAGUGGUGGUUGGAAACUGCACAGGCUUUGCUGUCAACAGGAUGUUCUUCCCUUAUUCACAAGCUGCUAUUUUGCUUGUUGAGCGUGGUACAGAUCCCUAUCAGAUCGAUAGGGCAAGUACCAAGUUUGGAAUGCCAAUGGGACCUUUCAGAUUAGCUGACCUGGUUGGUUUUGGUGUUGCAAUUGCAACUGGCAUGCAAUAUAUCGAGCAUUUUCCUGAGAGAACUUAUAAAUCAAUGCUUAUACCACUAAUGCUGGAGGAUAAAAGAGCAGGUCAGUCUACUCGCAAAGGGUUCUAUAUAUAUGAUGAGAAGCGCAAAGCUAGCCCAGAUCCUGAAUUGUAUAAAUAUAUUGAGAAGUCAAGGAGCAUUUCUGGUGUAACCAUUGACCCUAAGCUAGUGAAGUUACCCGAAAAGGACAUUGUGGAGAUGAUAUUCUUACCAGUGGUAAAUGAGGCCUGCCGAGUCCUUGCCGAGGGUAUUGCAGUCAAAGCAGCAGACCUUGACAUCGCUGCUGUCAUGGGCAUGGGUUUCCCACCUUACAGGGGGGGUAUUAUGUUUUGGGCUGAUUCUCUUGGAUCCAAAUACGUCUAUUCGAGAUUGGAGGAAUGGUCAAAGAUGUAUGGAGAUUUCUUCAAGCCUUGUGCCUACUUGGCUGAAAGAGCUGCCAAGGGGGCUCCUCUGAGUGCUCCGGCGGAGCAAGCAAAAUCUCGGUUGUAGGAUCUUCUGCUCAUUUCUUUGCCGGCCGAGAAUUUCCUUAUUCGUUUUCUUAAGCUAUAUUUUUAAUUUUUCUGCAAUCCUUUUUCCCUUCACCUCCAUUAGAUAAGAUGGCUCAGGAGGAGCUAAAUAAUGUAUGAGAUGGGAGAGACUAUAAGCAUUUCAAGUUUAUAUGGGCAUUCAUAAUAAAAUGCUCAAGUUUUACAGUUAAA